AUGCUCGGCUUUGCCAAAACCCUUCUUCUUGCUACCCAGCUGGCAUAUUUUGCCAGUGCGUCGCCCACCCUCAACAAUAACAAUAAACUUACGAGCAAAUGGCCCGUGUGUAUCCCUCCCCCAACACAAGUCUCAACCAAGCGAACGCCGACUGAGAAGCGAGACGCCAGCGUUGAGACUCCGUUGCCCACCCAGCCAGGCAUGGUUGGCAACUGCAACAAGUUCUGCUGGAUAGAGAAUGGCGACAACUGCGAGCAGAUUGCUGAGAGCAAUGACAUUACCACUAAGCAAUUCAUCCAGUGGAACAAAGGCGCUGGUCCGAAUUGCCUCACUCUCUGGGCGAAAACAUAUGGUUGCGUGGGCGUUACGGACUCGUAA
Messenger RNA from Metarhizium robertsii ARSEF 23, 378 nucleotides. Its product is annotated as LysM domain-containing protein. Lineage: Eukaryota; Fungi; Ascomycota; Sordariomycetes; Hypocreales; Clavicipitaceae. Bases 1 to 378 code for a protein of 125 amino acids. The transcript is spliced from 3 exons. The record is from RefSeq and is a predicted model, not a curated record.